Messenger RNA from Gongylonema pulchrum, 471 nucleotides. NCBI's taxonomy places the organism in Eukaryota, Metazoa, Nematoda, Chromadorea, Rhabditida, Gongylonematidae. The record is from the annotation of a GenBank genome assembly.
AUGGGAGAAGGAACCACACUCCACAUUCACUGCAGUAGUGUGACAUCCGAAAGUUGGAAUAGUAGCAUCGAGGAUGAGACCCUGUAUGUUUUGCGGCAGCGAGCACUGGAACAGAGCAGUCAGAAGACGAAAGCGAAACGACUGAGUGGAAAUGAGCCUAACAGUGGGGAUGAAAAUGGGAAUUUAGCGACGGUUACGUCAGAAUCAACAAGAAAUCAGCGGAGAACUGAAAUGGAGCAGGAGUUGAGCAGAAAGAAAAAACAAACGGUUUUACUUAUGUGCCGGGACAUUCCGGUCAUCAAUCCGGAAAAUCCGGCAAGAUUCUGUGAAGAGUUGGCAUUCUUUGAUACGGAAAGUCAACGGUCAUUUGUGACGGAAAAAAUAGCAAAAAAACUUGGUGUCAAGGUGCAAGAAGAGAUUUUAUCAAUCGCUGCAUUUGGGGCUAGCUCACCUAUCGAUCGAAAAAGUUGA